AUGUCCGAAGCAGAUCUUCUUCAACCAGGAAAUAUAGUUCGAGAUCGAUGGAAAGUUACCACUAAAAUCGGGGGUGGUGGCUUUGGUCAGAUCUAUGAAGCCUAUGAUCUUGUUACCAAAGAGAAUGUUGCACUUAAACUUGAAUCAGCUAAACAGGCUAAACAAGUACUCAAAAUGGAAGUAACAGUUUUACGUCGAUUGCAAGGCAAAGAUCAUGUAUGCAAAUUUUUGGGUGGUGGAACCAAUGAGCUAUAUAAUUAUGUUGUGAUGACUUUACAAGGAAAAAAUUUAGCUGAAUUACGUCGUAGUCAAACCCGACAAUGUUUUAGUUUAUCAACAUCAUUACGUAUUAGUUUACAAAUUCUUCAAGCUAUUGAAUCGAUUCAUUCAAUUGGUUUUCUACAUCGAGAUAUUAAACCAUCGAAUUUUUCUAUGGGACGAUUACCGACGACAUGUCGAAAAGUUUUCAUGUUAGAUUUUGGUCUUGCAAGAAAAUAUACGAAUGCUGAAGGUGGUGUUCGAGCAGCUCGACCACAAGCAGGCUUUCGUGGAACUGUACGAUAUGCUUCAGUAAAUGCACAUAAAAAUAAGGAAAUGGGUCGACAUGAUGAUUUAUGGAGUUUAUUCUAUAUGCUUAUUGAAUUUGUCACUGGACAAUUGCCAUGGAGAAGAAUUAAAGAUAAAGAACAAGUCGGACAAAUGAAAGAAAAAUAUGAUCAUGCAAUUUUCUUGAAAAGUCUUCCAUCGGAAUUCAAACAAUUUCUUGAACAUAUACAAUCGUUACAUUAUGAAGAUAAACCAGAUUAUGAAUUUUUACAAACUUUAUUUCGUACAUCAAUAGCUCGCCGUGCAUAUAAAGAAUCAGAUUUAUACGAUUGGGAAAAAGAAUCGAAUGGUAUUGAAGACGAAGUUUUAACACAAAAUUCUGCUUUACAACAGCAAGCACAACAGACUCAACAACAACAACAACAAGCUGUCUUAUCGAAUAUUAACAAUAAAGUUUCAAUGGACAUGACGAAAGCUAUUCUAACUGCUCAACCAGGUGGUGCUAGUUCAACAAUGAAUCUUCGUCAACAAGCAACCGAAGCAGAUACAUUUGAUGAACGUUGGAAACUUUCAAAUGGAGGCGGAAGACAAAGCGGUGUUACAUCUGACCACUCACCAUUUUCACCACGUCGUAACAUUCCAAAAAGUCUCGAUAGAAAUGCCCGACGAGCCUAUGCAUCGUCGCCUGUUACACCUGCAACUCCUAAUACACAACAAGCAGCCAAUGCAACUGAUAAAGAUAUUUCAUUGUCGAAAAAACAAUCUAUAUCACAGCAACGUACGCCUCUUACAGCUACGCCGAUUGAUAAUAAUAAUAAUAAUAAUAAUAAUAAAGAAACAUGGAAAACAGUUGUCGGUUCAACAGCACCUGUAUCCGAUUCUUCACAACGCCUACGACGUACCACGACAGGCUCGAAAUCAGCAGCUGCUGAACCUAUAACACCGUCGAAUAAAAUAUCAAAUGGAAAACCUGUAGGUAAAGAAGAUUCCCCAGCAAGUGUAUCUUAUUCAGAUUCUGGUAAACCAAGAACUGGUACCGCUCUAUCAACAUUAAAUCGAUCACAUCAGUUGAAAAGUUCUGAACGCCUUACGGAUCAUCAACAGAUCCAAACCAAUGGUUCAUCACUAUUACCCAAUGCUGAUGAAACAUCUUCACCAGGAGUGAACUCUGUGCCUAAUCCUAUGCAUACAUCUACCGGUGGUACUGAACAUGGUAAACCACCAAAAACACCACGUUCAACUCGAACAGCUAAUAGUCGUAGUGAUGCUAUAGUAGCAGCAAGACAAAUGAUAUCACGUACAGGUGAUAGUGAAGCUAUAUCAAUACCAGCUGCUACUUAUGCAAUAAAAGCUGGGCCUCAAACAGUUAUGUCACAAUGGAUGAUAUCAUUAGAUGAUAAUCUCGACGAUGAAGGUAGUGAUAACCAACAUAGUGCUAAGUGGGAAGAUGCACAAGAAAAGCUUCAAAGUACAACGCAUGAAACAUCUCAAUAUCAUCCAGCACAAGCUCCUCCACCAGCACCAUCAUUAUUACCUGCAAAUAAUAUUGUAUCUUCACCGUCAUCACCACCACCACUUCCAUCAUCAUCAUCAUCAUCACCUCCUGUGAAUAAUCCUCUUUCUCCGUCCGCAAUGAACAGUCAACAAAUGCCAAUAAUAGGUGCCAAUAAUCAUAUUCAACAGACAUCAUUAUCAUCAUCAUUAAACAAUCCUACAGCCUAUACUACUAUUUUGAACAGUAAUAGUUUAGGUUUGGGAACGUCAGCGAAUAAUAAUGUGCUAACAACAAACAUUAUAAAUGGUGGUCGUCAACAACAGUAUCAUCGACCAUUGCUAAGAGGUGCUGAUGAAACUUCAAACGUUGGCGCAAUGAACAGUUAUGAUGGAAAAGAAAAUAAGCAGAAAGAAGUUAUUAUCCGUUCCAAUGAACAACCAUUAUCAGAAACUCUGCCUUUUGAAAACUAUCGGACUACAACUAAUAUAACACCCUUGUCUCGUCCAACAACAACUACAACAACACUAAAUGAUGAUACAAAAAGUUUCUUUUUUCGUCGACAACAUAAUAGAAUAUCUAAUCGAAAUAAUAAUAAUUAUGCCGGUGCUAAUCGCUUGUCAGAUGAUGAAUAUGAACACGAAGAACAAGAUGAUCGUGAAGAUGAAAAUCAUGAGCCCGAAGAUGAUGAACGACGACAACAAUUAAAACGAAAAGAUAAUGGACAAAUACAUUCUCAACCAAGUAUGCAAUCGACUAUGAUGGGUGAUAAUUUUUCUAGAAAUAUUCCUUCAUCGACAUUUAUUGAUACUUCGGUGCGAUCGAGCCCGAAUGCUUCAACAAUAUUGAUGAUGAUGAAAGGAAAUGGAAAUUCAGGGACAGGAGGAAAUAUAGGAGGAAGUCAAUAUCAACCAUCAAGAAAUGGCCAAUCGCCAUAUGAACACCGUACAACGAUUGGAUCUUCAUCUGUUCGACCUACAUCAUCGAGUUCAUCUAGUUCUUCAUCUUCGUUACCCGUUGAUGAACAACAACAACAGCAGCAGCAGCAACAACAACAACAGCAACAACAUAUAAAACCUCGUGGAUAUAAUUUUGUUCCAGCACCGUUUAAUGGAACACGUUUAAUAGCUAAAUCAACUGAACAAUUAAAUCGUUCAUUUGCUAAUGAUAGUCUUGUUAAGUAUUGUACACCAUCGACAACUUCAAAUACAUCUCUAUUGCAAACACCCAUACAAAAUGAUGCUCCAGCAUCAAUUCUAAAAAAGAACUAUCUUCAAAAAUAUAUUCAACCACCGUCGAUACAAAGUUCAAUUCGCAAUGAAGAAGAAUCGAUGCCUAUUGAAAAUAAUGAUGAAUUGAAAAAUGAUCAACAACGCUAUUCCAACGGUAGUCGUAUAUCAUCGUCGGCAUUCGAAAAUCAUCGUGGUGAUGAUUUCUAUAGAAAAUUAAUGUUUUACGAAAAAAAUUCUUCGUCAAAUAAUAAUAAUGGUUAUUAUCAAACAACUAAUUCUCCGCGUCGUUCAUCGUUUCAACAGCAACCAGCAUCAUCAUCAUCAUCAGCGAUUCCGUCCAGCACAAAUAAAACAUUAAGUAAUCUUAUGAAUCGACAAACCCAACAAAUAGCAUCAAGACCAAAUAUUGCCUCAACGACAACACUUAACAAACAAUCAGCAACGACAACUAAUCUAGCUGAUCGUAUGCAACGUAGUAAAUCUUAUAAAGAUUUACUUGAUCCACCAUCAGCUUCAACAACUAAUAACAAUCAUUUAUAUUAUCAACAAUCAUCGACGAAUCGUUCAAGUCAAAAUACAAAUCCGUCCUUAAUAAUAUCACCAAAUACGAACAACAACAACAACAGCAAUAAUAAUAAUAAUAAUAUUUAUCCUUAUUAUUCAUCAUCAUUUUACUAUCAAAAUAAUAAUCCGAAUAGUCCAACUUCAAUUGUCGGCAGUAUGCUUAGUAGUUCAUCGAGUCAUCCAAGUAUUGAACAACAUAAUCAUUUAACUGGGCUUACAGAAUUUCAACGUCGUCAACAACCUUUACAACAUUCAUCGUCGAGUAAUAAUCUGCUUGAUGAUGUAUCUAGUUCAUCAACUGUUAGUCAUUUACCAAAGCCACCGCCUGGCAUACCCAGUCAGAAUGCGAGGCGCCGUCGUUACAAAGUAGAUAAUUUAAACAGUCGACAAAAAGACAAUAAUAGUCGUGAGGGCUCAUUAGAACGUUCACCCAUGACUUGA
Molecule: messenger RNA, 4275 nt
Organism: Rotaria socialis
Lineage: Eukaryota; Metazoa; Rotifera; Eurotatoria; Philodinida; Philodinidae
Source: the annotation of a GenBank genome assembly